AUGAAAGUCACAGUCUGCUUUGGUUCAACUAGGGUCAUCGUCCCCUGUGGACGUGGAGAGAUAUUGGUCAGAGAUCUAAUUCAACAGGCCAUCACUCGGUACAAGAAAGCCACUGGAAAGAGCUCAAAUUCAUGGGUGACCGUCCACAGUUUGCAGUCUCAGAGUGAUGGUGGUAUCUUGGAUCCUGAUGAUCGCCUCAGGGAUGUGGCGGAUGAUAGAGAACAAAUUGUUGCACUCUAUGAUGAUGGUGAUAGCAAUAGUCCUCACCAACACGGUGGUGGUGACGGAGCUAGUGUUACAUCUAGUCCAGAUAUGUUCCACAGCCGAGAUGGAUUACAAACUGACGUUGAAGUCACUAAUGAACAAAUUGCUUGUGGUUUCCCAGCUUUACAUGUCCGUAGAGGUAGUGAACCAGCUCUUAAUCAAUUACCACUUGAAUGUCCAAACAAUUUGGGCAAAAGAAACAGUAAUACUAGACCUGCUGCAUCAGGUCAAUCUAAACGAUGGUCAGCAGCUCCUAUGAUUCACGACCCCAAAGAAAAACUAAGAACCGAUGAUUACAUGAAAAUCAAUGGGUUUGGUUUAUCUGACAAAUGGAGGUGUUCUGAAGAAGAUGAAGAUGAGUUAGAAUUAGGUGACAAAGAUAAACCACCAAUUAGCAAUCAUUUUCUUGCACCAUCAUUUCAUCGUGAUUCUUCGAAUCGUUUAUCCAUGCAAUUCUUGGGAGAGUCAUCAAGUGGGUUUCGGUGGGCAGAGGCUGCUGAUUUGGCAAAUAAUCGAGCCCUAUCAUUAUCAUUACCAAGAGACCACAGAAGGAAAGAACCGUUGGGGCAAGCAAAUACAAAUCCUAGUCACUUACCAGAAUCACAAAACACUGAAUUUAUAGUGUUAAGCACUGGUGGUGGCUCAUUAGGCAUUCAUGUUGUCCCAGAUUACAAUGCUCUAGGCAAAGAACGGGGUCUUCUUGUUCAAGGUAUUGAACCUGGAGGUCGGGUGCACUGUGAUGGCAGAUUGAAAGUAUAUGAUCGAAUUGUAGAAAUCAACGGCCGGUCGUUAUUGGAUCAACCAUUUAAUGCUAUACAAGAAAUAUUUCGAGAUUCACUACACUCUUCAGAGCUCAGACUCAGAGUGGUAAAACAUAAAAAUAAUAUGGACAUUCAAACUAGUCAAAAUACGGUGGUUGGUAAUAAAAAACAGCCACCGCCACCAGUGUUUCCUAAACCAUCCUCAAACACCACUGCAACUUAUAGUAAUAAAGAAAAUGUUUCUACAGGAUCAUCCGAUAAAGAUAAAAUCAACUCAAAUACUAAAAUAGCCACCAUUUCACCAACCAAAAAAAUAUCAGCUGCAACACAUACAGCCUCCAAUAUCUUGAUGGUAGCCAACACAAGAAAAAUUGGAAAGAAAAUGGAAUUAGAACUUACUAAAGGACUUCAUGGACUUGGAUUCAGUAUAACAACAAGAGAUAAUCCAGCUGGAGGAAAUUGUCCAAUUUACAUAAAAAAUGUGUUACCAAAAGGAGCUGCUGUUGAAGAUGGACGAUUACGACCAGGUGAUAGAUUAUUAGCAGUUAAUGGUACAGAAUUGACAGGCAAGACUCAAUCUGAAGCAGUUGCUGUAUUGCGAAAAGUUCCAUCUGGUGCAAAGGUUAAAAUUAUUGUUUCUAGACAAGAAGAUGUAGUAAUUAGCCAAGUAGGCCAGAAAUCUAAUCAAGAUCUAGAUGAAAAUUAUGAACAAGAAGUAGGGAUUUCAUCAGAAAAUCAAUUAAUAGAAACAAGUGGAAAAUCCAACAGUAAUUCAGUUCAGGAAUACGUUAAAAGUUUAGAAGAAACACAAACAUUUCCUUGGAGACAUAAAGAAAUACUGACCUUUGACAUUCCUGUGCAUGAUUCAGAAAAAGCUGGUUUAGGUAUUAGUGUUAAAGGUAAAACAUCAUCUAGUAAUAACUCAUCUAAUGAUAAAGACUUAUCGCAAGACUUAGGUAUAUUUAUCAAAAAUGUUAUUCACGGCGGUGCUGCUUCAAGGGAUGGUAGAUUACGUACUAAUGACCAGCUAUUAUACAUAAAUGGUAUGUCAUUGAUUGGCCAAACUAAUGCAGCAGCCAUGGAAACAUUACGUAGAACUAUGAUGAAUGUGGAUCCUGGGCCAGUACCUGGAGCUAUUUCAUUGAUAGUAGCCCGCCGACGUAAUAGUUCUCCAACAUCAGAUAGAAGACGUAGUCGUGACUCUUCGUCAAGUCUACUUACAGAUUCAUCGGCAAACACUGAAACAUUUAGCCGAGCUGAAAGCAGUGAUAGUAGUACCCAAAAUACGGCAGAAAAUUCUGGAACAAGUGAAAACUCUGAUACCACUGUAAUCUUUAUGCAUCAAAGACAAGGAUCAGAGAGUUCAAAACGGAAUACAUUACCUACAGCUACUUCUCCGGAUGGAAUUGCAAUUCGCAAUCCAGUUUUGGAAAGGUUAACUGGACACUCAAAUCGUUAUAAUGCAUUGCGCAAUGAAAGUUAUUAUAAGGCUACACAUCAAACAACAAUUAUGUUGAAAGAAGAAGAAAAGUUAAAUAGCCCUACUGUAAACCCAUCAUCAGAAGAGAUGUUAAUUAUUGAAGAAGACCCCCCAAUUUAUAAUACUGUUAGCCGGAAAAAAAUAGAGGAAGAAAAGCCAUCACCAAUCGUAUCGCCACAAGCAAGAACUGGUUCAACUAGCACAGAUGUUACUUAUGCUAGCCAAUUAUCAUUGGAUAAUGCCAACUCAGGAUUUUCAAGAGAUGCAUUCGGUCGGCAAAGUAUGUCUGAGAAACGACAUGCAACGUUAGACGCCAAAAAUACUGAUACAUAUCAAAGAAAUAAAAAAUUGCGUGAAGAGCGUGGAGAUGAUACCAAAAUACGUAAUGGUUUUCCAUCAAAACAGCAACUUGGACCUUCUCUUGGGUUGAAAAAAUCUUCCAGCCUGGAAUCAUUACAAACAAUGGUUCAAGAGGUGCAAAUGACCGAUGGUGGAUCAAAACGGGGAAAUGUUAAAGUAGUGCGUGGUAGAGGAUGUGAUGAAAGUUUUAGAGCCGCAAUUGAUAAGGAUGGCCCAUUGUCUUUACAUGAACUAAGAUUGGAAACAUAUGGAAAGGAGAGUGAUGAUCAUCUAAUUGGUCGUAGGCAGUCUUCACUUCAUUCUCCAUCAAAUUACAAAGUACCAAAUACACCGCCGGUCGUUGCUAACAAGAAAAAACCAGGACUACUUAAAGGAAUUGGUUCCAUGUUUAGAUUUGGUAGUAAACCUCGACGAGCACCAGAUUUAAAUGGUACUUUAAGCUCUGAAGAAGAUAAUUCUGCUGACCGUGAGCGAGAAAUAGCCAGAAGAAAUGCUCGUGAUGAACAACUUAGAAUACAAGAACAAUACCAACGACUAAUUCAGCGACAGGCAGAAAUGCAAGAACAAAAUCAUUGUAGAGAAAUAGCUAUAGAUGAUGGUACAGCCAAUUAUACAAAUGUGCCUGCAAAACCGUCUAAUCCUGAACAAUCUCGUAUGGAUCGUAUCCAACAACUUCGAGCUGAACAUCAAAGAAGACACAUGGAACGCAGUGGAAAGUUUAUUCCUGAUGAGAGGGAAGAAAAUCAUUACGAAUCUGAUGCUCGACAGCCCAUCGGUAAUACUCAAAAUGCAAUAAAUCGACCUGGUAGUCGUGUAGGUAUAAUUGAUUCUUCUAGAUUUAACCAUUACGUCAAUUUCCAAGAAAUACAGCAGAAUCUUAGCCGAAGGCAGUUGCACUAUCAUUCUCAAAGACGUGACCCUAAGGAAUCUGUUGCACGACCUAGUUCUAAUUAUUACGAAUAUGAAAGCGUGAUGAGAUCUCUACCGUACACGACCGGCGGCCCAUCACGUCUGGUGGACAACAAUUCUAAUUCGUUGACUAGACAAGUAGGCAGUGUUACUCAAACUGCGGCAGUGGCGGCAACAAACAACAACAAAAAUGGUGCUGGUCGUAGUCAAAAACAACAAUCAUUGUCUCGGCAUCAUUAUCCUGUUCCUGCGACCAAGUCACCAAACUAUGCGCUGUACAACUACGGAAGCAGUGAUGCUCAAGGACACAACAGUAUGCAACAGCAGCAGCAGCUACAACACAGAGGGCCGACAACCAACAACAAUUAUGCUGGUGGUAUGUACCAUAAUCACAACCAUCAACAGCAACAGCAAAGGUCUUCGCCGCAACAAGGACCAUACAUAACCCAAGUCACCAUUCGGGAUAACAAACACAUAAUACAAAGUCCUAACAUUUAA
Molecule: messenger RNA, 4272 nt
Organism: Macrosiphum euphorbiae (potato aphid)
Lineage: Eukaryota; Metazoa; Arthropoda; Insecta; Hemiptera; Aphididae
Source: the annotation of a GenBank genome assembly